AAAAGAUUGUUUUCUUAAUUUUGGCUUUUUCUUUUUCAGGAAUGAGGUGAAUACUGUUGAGUACUAGUUGUAUCAAAGCUAGUAUUAUUUCCUUCUGUGGAAGGGUCACUUGACCUGAAAUGUUAACUCUGAAUUCUCUCCACAGAUGUUGGCCUUCUGAGUUUUCCCAGAAAUUUCUAUCUUUGUCUCUGAUUUUAAAGCAUUUGCAGUUCUUUCAGGUUUUACUAUUAUUUCAUUCCAGCUGUCCUUUGACCUCCACGUACUGCACCUAUCCUGUCAGGUUACAGGAAAGGAAAUAAUAUGUGGGUCAUGGUUGAUAUGUGUCUUCCCUAUAUUUUUGCCACAAUAAGUUUAAUUACAGUGUUUGUUCUUUCCCCUGCCACACUCUACUAUUCUGGUUGACAUUGGCCAACUCCACUCAAAGAUCAAGCAUGGAUUUUUUUUACCUUAGUACCAUAUCAGUUGUUCUGAUAGGUGCAUCGUAUGAGAAGAAAGAUUUAUAAUUUCCCUAAAUUCUUUCCAUUAAUCAGUAUAUCUAACUUGUGCUUCAUGAAAACAUUUAGUAAACGUGUGUUAAUGAUUAUUUAUAGCUGUUGGACUUUGUUUUAAAAAAUCAUGAUGCAAACUGAUUUAUUUCAUUGAAGUAUUUAAACAAUUUGAAAUCCACAAAAUAAAAUGUUUUCUGUGUGUGUGUGUGUGUGGGCAGGCAGGCAGGUAGGUAGGUGUAUUUGGGACAAUGGAUCCAGAAGGCAAAUGUCCUACUCCUGCUCCUAAGUCUUAUGUUCUUAAUGCUUUAAUCUCAAAAUGAAUUUGGCUUUUUGGGAAAGAAGUUGGCUGUGGGCAUUUUUUUUUUUAAAUUAAGAAAUUGCACAACCUCAUCCUGCUUUUUAUUGGUGUUUAAACAGUGGUUAGAUGACUGUCUAGGAAUUCUAUCCUGUACCUGCUCUUACGUUAUUUGCCUUUUUUUUGAAUAGGGAGAUGGAGGAAAAGUGUUUUCUCUAGAAGUCGGUGUUUGGAAUAAAUUCUUCAUUCUUAGAGUUAUAUAGUGCUGUUUUGCUUUAAGAAUUGUCUCUACCUAUUUUUCUCUGUUCCUAUCCAUUCCAUAACAGUAUACUUUAUAGUAGAAAAAUUAGCCAUUUUUCAUCCAUCCUUUGUUUGCAGGAACAAAAUGAUUUGACAUAAUGGAACGUUAGUUUUGUUCCUAUCCCCUUCUUCAUCUGAAUAUUUUUCUUGAUUUAAUUUUUGUGCCAUACUCCCAUCCUGAUGUAUUAGGAUUAUUUCAAGUUAAAAGAGAAGCAACCACAAUGAAACUUUUCACAAAUAAAGAAUCAAAUAAGUUUGUGGUAAUGAUAACCUAUGGAUUAGCCUACAGGUUCAUUUGAGCAUGGUUGGCCACGAACAGAGCCAGUGCAGAAGGUUGCCGUGGAGAAGCUCAUUUUGGUCAUUUCCCACCACCUGUUGGCUGCAGAAAGGUGUUCAAGGGUGACUAAUGAGUGAAUACUCAGACCAUGAAUCCUCCUACUACUACUUUACUAUUCCCCAAAAAGCAAAGCGAAACAAACAAGGAAAAGGAAUAAACACAUUUACAUUUAAAUUGAUGGUUAACUUAAGAAGAAAUGUGAAGCAAUGUUAUGACUUAGGAAUUGAGAACCGUGAUGCUACAAAUGACCAAGUGACCAUCGAUGCUGCUGAAGCUAUUAAAAAAUAUAAUGUAGGAAUAAAAUGUGCCACCAUUACUCCUGAUGAGAGCAGGGUGACGGAAUUCAAGUUAAAGAAAAUGUGGAAAUCACCCAACGGGACCAUCCGCAACAUACUUGGUGGCACAGUGUUUCGGGAAGCAAUCAUCUGUAGGAAUAUUCCUAGGCUGGUAUCCGGCUGGAUCAAGCCAAUCAUCAUUGGACGUCAUGCAUAUGGUGACCAAUACAGAGCUACAGACUUUGUUGUGCCUGGUCCUGGUUCUGUUGAAAUUAAAUACAUACCUGCUCAUGGUGAGCCUGUCACCUACUGUGUUCAUGAUUUUAAAGAUGGGGGAGGAGUUGCUCUGGGAAUGUACAACACUGACUCCUCUAUUAGGGACUUUGCUCAUAGCUCCUUCCAACAAGCUCUCGCUAAAGGCUGGCCUUUAUACAUGAGCACAAAGAAUACCAUUCUGAAGAAAUACGAUGGACGAUUCAAGGACAUAUUCCAGGAAAUCUAUGAAAACAAAUACAAAGCACAGUUUGAGGCCAAAGGAAUCUGGUAUGAACACAGACUAAUUGAUGACAUGGUAGCUCAAGCACUAAAAUCUGAAGGUGGCUUCGUUUGGGCCUGUAAAAAUUAUGAUGGUGAUGUACAAUCUGAUUCUAUUGCACAAGGGUAUGGCUCACUGGGAAUGAUGACGAGUGUGUUGCUUUGUCCUGACGGUAAGACAGUAGAAGCUGAGGCAGCCCAUGGUACUGUUACUCGCCAUUACCGUAUGCACCAGCAGGGCAAGGAAACGUCAACCAAUCCAAUUGCUUCCAUCUUUGCUUGGACUCGAGGACUAUCCCAUAGGGCAAAGCUGGAUAAUAACUCUGAGCUACAGACCUUCUGUACUUUAUUAGAAGGAGUUUGUGUAGAAACUAUCGAAUCUGGUUUCAUGACCAAGGAUUUGGCUGCAUGUAUCAAAGGACUACCAAAAGUGCAACGCUCUGAUUAUUUGAAUACCUUUGAAUUCAUGGACAAGCUUUCAGAAAAUCUGAACUUGAAACUGAUAUCACAUAAGCUUUAAAACUGCAUAUGCAUUGUAGAAGGUACACUACGAUAUUAGAAUUAGCUGUCAACUGGUAGAUUGUCAUUUUUAAAAUAAAAAAUCCUAGAGAGAAUAAAAUAUAGCCAUAACUUGAAUGUUAAAAUUGCAUUGAGGAGCAUGAUUGUAUUUAAAAACUUUGAACACUUAUUCAAUAAUAAUAUCAACCCGUUUGAGUUACUGCUAGUUUUGAUCAUGAUGUUAUACAGAUUAUUGAAUGUAUUUAAUAGUGUGCUUACAUUAUAACACUUUUUCCAUUACUUUUGCUGGGUUGGGGUAUAUACAUAGUGCUUACAACAGACACCAUGUAAGAUGAAAUUUUAAUGCCUACAUAAACAUUUUAGAAAUGUGAA
Messenger RNA from Stegostoma tigrinum, 3120 nucleotides. RefSeq names its product isocitrate dehydrogenase (NADP(+)) 1 (gene idh1). Gene Ontology annotation, biological process: isocitrate metabolic process. The coding region runs from base 1490 to 2749 and encodes 419 amino acids. Gene Ontology annotation, molecular function: magnesium ion binding; isocitrate dehydrogenase (NADP+) activity; NAD binding. The record is from RefSeq and is a predicted model, not a curated record. The transcript has 9 exons. Gene Ontology annotation, cellular component: cytosol; mitochondrion; peroxisome. NCBI's taxonomy places the organism in Eukaryota, Metazoa, Chordata, Chondrichthyes, Orectolobiformes, Stegostomatidae.